Molecule: messenger RNA, 4242 nt
Organism: Caretta caretta (loggerhead turtle)
Lineage: Eukaryota; Metazoa; Chordata; Testudines; Cheloniidae
Product: transmembrane protein 150A-like
Source: RefSeq, a predicted model, not a curated record
CCGCCGGCCCAGAGCUGGCUGGGGAAGCGGAGUCCGGCUCCAGCGGGCUCUAGCGCUGCCGUUGAUCGCGCCUCGCUCCCGGCCGGGUCCCUGCGGCCUCCGGCAGCCCCGUCCCGCUCCUGCGCCGCGCCGCCGAUGGGGAGGCUGAUUCUGGGCGAGCUUCGGACAAGCAGCCCCCGGGGAGCCCCGCCUGGACCCCGGCCCGCGCCGCGGCCGCUGCUGGCUGCUCGGGGCCAGAAUGCCCGCAUGGGGGAUCCUGCCCGUCACCCUGCCCGCCGUCACCAUCAGCGGCAUGUGGAUCGUGCAGGACCAGUCCCUCCUGUGAACUUCCCGGGAUUCUUGCCAAAGCAAAUUUGAAAGGUCCCAGGCGAUGGGGCUUUUGCCUCUUCCCAUGGGAGGAUUCCCAAAGGAUAACGUGUCUCACUGACAGGACUUUUUCUCUAAGCAUAGCCAAGCCUUCCCCUUUCCUAGUUUAAUUGAGCCGAGCUCCCUUUACACCCCAUUUGCUGCCCUCCCGUACUUUCAGACUCCAAUCGCCCUCCCUAGUGACUCUGCCAAGCCGGACUUGUUUAAUCCCUUCUCCUGAAUCCAUUGCUCCAGCUCAUUUUUACUGAUCUUCUCUGAACUCCCCGCAAAUGGGUCAGUGCCUUUCCGGUGUCCAAAACUGAAAGGUGUGUUCUGGGCGUGGUCAUGCUGAAGCCAGAAGCUGACUGUCGGCCUGCCUGGUUACCAGCCCAGGAUGCUUUGAUCUCUCUUGCUGCCCAGCUCAUCUAACCUGCUGUCCUGUGUCACUCUUCAGCUUCUCCCCAACUCUCCUACUUCCCCCUCCCACCCCUGAUGUGAAGUUGAAUCACAGUUUAUUUGCUCACCUUUCUAAUCUCCAAGUCUCUUUGUCUUUGGUGGGGCUCCUGAUUUCCUGUCAUCCCCAACCAUUAGUAGUUGAAUCAAACAGGCCACUUCCCGGUUGCCUUUGAUCAUUACCCAUUGUCGGAGCCUUUCAGCCCCCGGGACCCUGCUGGUAUUGGAGCCACUCUGAAUUAACUCUGUCUCAAAUGCUCUGGGUUCCUGGGAGUCCGGGCAGCUUUGUGGAUCAAUGCAAAGUUGAAGAAAAAGCAGCAAACUCCAAAGUGAAGAUAAUGAACCUCCUACCCCCAUCUGGAAACUGAAGUGAGAUUUCAGGUAUGCCAUGGCACUCUCUAACAACCACAUCUGCCCAGUCCACAACUGGAAUUAUAACCAGUCCUGUGGGCUGGAUGGCCCCAUUUCGUGCUGCACUCUGGAUCACAUUCCUCUGGUCAGCAAGUGUGGCACCUUCCCUCCGGAGAGCUGCUUCUUCAGCCUGAUCUGCAGCCUGGGCUCGUUCAUGGUGAUGCUUGUUGGCCUGCUGAGAUACGCCCACGUCAUCGAGUGUUGUGGGCCGUCCCUUCUCAACACCCUGGGGCUGGCGGCAGGCUGGAUCUGCGCCGCUGGCCUCACCAUGGUUGGCAACUUUCAGGUGGACUAUGCCAAGGUGCUGCAUUACAUUGGCGCAGGUGUGGCGUUUCCGACCAGCAUGCUCUUUGUGUUCCUGCAGUCACUUCUGACUUACCGCAUGGCGAAAACCAGGGGCCACUACUGGACCGCCCACUUGCGCAGCAUCCUCUCCACUCUGGCCUUCAUCACCCUUGUCUUCAGUGGUGUGUUCUUCGUCCAGGAGAGUUUUGUUCUGCAACACGUGGCCGCCCUGUGUGAGUGGAUUUUCAUCAUCAACAUCCUCGUCUUCUAUGGCACCUUCACUUUUGAGUUCGGGGCCAUCUCCACAGACACGUUCCUGGUACUCCUGAAAGCCAGCCGGGCUCCCAAGAGCUACAAAUCCGACAGCAGUACAGCCAGCAUGCCGCACGGCCACCGCCACUCCGAGGGCCUGGCCAUGGUCUGAGGGGACCUGGCCUCAUCCCUGGAGAGCUGGGAUGGGCAGAUCGGCGAGACUGAAAAUCCAGACAUUGCCAGUGAUUCUCUUGCCUUGAACAUAUCCAGGAACCAAAGUGCCUCCAAUUUGGGGGGGAAGGAGAAGGAUUGGGGGGCUGAUCCUGACUUCACCUCCCCUUCUGACUCAUGCAGACAAUACACUAAGAAAGUCUGGACCCACAGCCCCAGCAUCACCAGUGCCAUUCAGGGGCUUUUUACCUCCCACCAAAGAGCUCUCCCUGAUGGAACAGAGAGGUGCUAAAAGGGGAUAGUGGGGAGGGGCAGGGAGUAAAUGGGACUCUGAGGUAGAAUCAGGGUUAAGGUUACAUGGUGCUCUAGAAGUCCUAGGGUUACCCUUCCUUGAUUGUGAGACAUAGAGACAAUCUGAGCAUGAGUUGUCCUUGCAGAGGGGCGUUUAGCAUUGCCUCCGGGCUGGGUUUGGGGAGGGGAGGUCUGCCCUGGUUGAAGGCAGCUUAUCCAUCAGGGAAGGGAGGGAGGGGCAGAGAUGGUUAUGCCAUUGAGGGGCUGGAGGUGGAGGUGAAGAGGACUCGUUCUGUAGGGAGGAAGGUGAGAGAGGUGGCAGCAGGGAGGGGGGCAUGGGGAAGGCAGAGGGGCUGCCCUCUGGGGACCGUGGAUGGCAUGAGAUGACAAAGUCAGACAGUUCUUUGCUGAGAUGCCAGAGUCCUCUGGGGUAGCUAGGCCUGUUGAAGAGACUGCAAACGCCCCCCUCUGCUCGGCUAGCUCAGGAGCAAUGGGGGUGCUUAUUGUAGACCAGUACCUGAUCUCGCCGGGCUGAUCAAGGGUGACCAGAUGGUUGGAGCCAAAAGGCAAGAUGCCUCUCUUCUCCCAGCAGGGUUAAGUCAUGCUGGCAUAUCUGGCUGUGAACAAAGUCUAAGUGAUUAUGGCAAAGGUGAAAUCUGUAGCAGUCAAGGCCUUUCCUAGAAGACUGCUGUCCUGUGGGCCCAUGUGGCCGGUGCUUACCUGGCUGAGCUUGUGCCUGACGGCUACCCAGGAGCGCCAUGGAGAAAGCAAUCCAGGUGCCAGCCACUCCGGAGUUCAGGCUGAGGCAGCGCUUUGAUUUCAGGGAAGUCCCUAUUUCCAUGGGCUCUUCUCAGGAGUGCCCCCCCCCCCCCGCGUUCUGACCCACUUCCUGCUUGUUCUCAGCCCAGAGCUGGCUUCUACUGAAAGCUCUUUGACACAGCGAGCAGCUUUUCAUCCUGUGUUUGUACAGCGCCUAGCACUGUGGGGUCCUGGGCUGAGUUGAGCUCCUAGAUGCUGUCAGACUAUAAACAGUAAAUUAGAGAGAGGUUUUAAGCUGCAGUGUGGCCAUACCUGAAUUCUUUCCACAAUCUUCCCCUGCUUCCCUCAAGUCUGCAUAUGUUUAAAGAGUUCUUUGCAUUAAGUAGUGCCCCAAGGCCCCAGUGUGCUAGGUGCUGUGCAGACACACAUGCCCUGUGCUGAAGAGCUUACAAUGCUUCAGGCUAGAUCUGACAUGUAAAACUUCAUGCCCCUGGGGGUUAGUGCUCAGAGGAGAGGACGACUUUACCCUUCUGUAGUGCUGCGUAAUUAGAUCCAGCAUGGUUCUCCUGCGCCUAUCCUCUCACUAUUGAGGCAUUCAUGGCACUUCGCUGUCAUUAGUGAAUUCAGCCUCCCAGCCCCUCGGAAGGUGGGUUAUUGUCAUUAUUCCCUUGUUACAGAGAAGGGAAAUGGAGGCAGAGAAAGAUGAAGUGACUUCCCCAAUGUAAGCCUACAGCAGAUCCAGCUGUGACUCUUAGCACAAGACCAGCCUUCCUCUACUGCCUAUGCCUUAUAAAGUGCCUUGGACACAUUGUAAAAUGUUUAGGAACACUGGGGAUGUGAUUGGAAACUGCAUGCUCCCUCUGGGGAUGCUUUCGUGCCUUCAUUACAUUUAGACCAAGGCCAUCUCUUCCAAGGGAGGAUGAGUGGAUCCUAACCUAACUCAGGACAUGAACAAAGUCAGCCAGUCCUACCAAGUUUAAGUCACCUGGUCUCCUGAGCCUGAUCCUUACGAGACCACAGGAGGAGGGGCUGGUGGGGGUGAACCUUAGCUGUGUAUGAGAGUGAAUGUAGCGGAUGUGUAUUUUUCCCCCUUGACGGGAGUUUGCUGCUGCUGUGUGUGUUAAUGAGGCUCUGAUUCCUGAUUUGCCCACCUUUCAAAGGGAAUUGCCCUGUAAAUUCACCAGGCAUGUGGUUCAGAGAGGAGUGUGAGGAAUAUUUUAUAUGUAAUAUAUGGAAAAUAUAUGUGGAAAAAUCAAUUUGCAAUAAUAAAAUGGA